GUCCGCCGUGUACCCGCCCAUGGCGCCGCCGCUUCGGGCCCAGCUCAGCCCCGGGCACCGUGUCCUUAGCGACGGCGCGGGAUACCGACGUCAUCACACCGCGCCGGAAGCGGAGCUGCGCGUCGCUUGGACCGCCGCUACGGGCGUGAGAGCGUCAGGCUUUGGAUCCGAGGAUCGCGGGUUCGAGUCCCCGUUGGGGCGGCGGCUCCGCUCCUUCGUGCCGCUCCCGUUUACCGGCACCGGGCACAUGGCGGGGCCGGAGCUGGGGCUGCUCUUCCAGCGGCGCUUCCUGUCGGUGCGGCAGCUCCGUGCCAUGCCCUGGGCGGAGCUGGAGCAGCAGCUGCGGGCCGGCCCGGAGCGCUCCCAGUGCUCCCUGCUCGCUCACAUCCUGCACCAGACCGUCCUGCACCCGCUGUGUGCGCGGUUCCCCCCGCCCGCCUCCUACAGACGGUGCUUCCUCACCCAGCUCAUUAACAAGCACGAAUCCACGGCAGCCGAACCCCUGGAUGAGCUGUACGACGCGUUGGCACGUGUCUUAAACGAGGAAGAAUCCACUCAGUGCUACAAAAGCUACUUACUGCCCUCAGGAGAAGCCGUGACCCUUUCAGAGAGUGUGGCCAUUAUCUCUCAAGGAACCACAGGGCUCGUCACGUGGGAUGCUGCUCUGCACCUCGCUGAGUGGGCAACGGAGAACCCCGCGGUGUUCACUAACAGGACAGUCUUGGAGUUAGGAAGUGGAGUCGGCUUCACUGGACUCGUGAUCUGCAAAACCUGCAAUCCCAAGACAUAUAUAUUCAGUGAUUACCACCACUGCGUUCUCAAACAGCUGACAGAAAACAUCCGUCUGAAUGGCUUCACCCUGCAGCCUGAAACUAUGAAUCCAGCCCAAGGGCAGGAGGCAGAAAGGAAGGAAUCCCAACAACCCAAACUCAUUGUUGCAGAGCUCGACUGGGGUUCAGUUACAGAAAAACAACUGCUGGCUCUGCAAGCAGACGUCAUCAUUGCAGCAGAUGUGAUAUAUGAUCCAGAGGUAACCUUAUCCCUUACUGGUAUGUUACAGAAGUUCUCCACCCUAAGAGCAGACAGAAAACCUGAGAUCUAUAUUGCUCUGACAGUCCGUAACCCGGACACUUACCACACAUUCCAGGCUGAACUUGAUAAAGCCGGGAUCAGAUGGCAGAUUAUUCCAACCCACAGCAAUAGGAUUUUUCUCCAUGAUACGCAGCCCAACGUGACUAUCCUGCAAUUAUUCACAUAGAUUUGGUCAAUACAGCACAGGACUUCAGAGGAAAUUUUCUCUCAUCCUCACGCCAAGACUGUCCUGAAUUCUACAAACAGACUGAGAUGUGUGCACCAAGAGCAGCCUUAUGCAUGUAUCUCAUAUGCACGAGCUGUUGUCAAAAUGAGUUUAUGUUUCUUCCUGCAGUUGCCAGCGUGCGUGCUCCUUAUAAGCAUCUGUGCACCACAAGCUGUAGAGAAAAAGGCCCUAAUUGUGAUGCACUUGGAUUCUGGAGAACUGGAUUGAAUUAUUUAAAUGCAGUUUUGAUUUGUAAACAAUGCAGACUCACCCUGCGCUCCUGCAGGUGUGCAUCUCAUACUGACAAGGGAAUAGAACAGUGUUCUAUAAUAAACGUUUUUAAUACUAAAACCA
Molecule: messenger RNA, 1651 nt
Organism: Coturnix japonica (Japanese quail)
Lineage: Eukaryota; Metazoa; Chordata; Aves; Galliformes; Phasianidae
Gene: EEF2KMT
Product: eukaryotic elongation factor 2 lysine methyltransferase
Cellular component (GO): protein-containing complex
Source: RefSeq, a predicted model, not a curated record